AUGGGACUAUCAGAACUCUUAAAAGUUAGUACAAGAGAGAGUUUAUCUGGUAUUUUUGGGGCUAUAUCUAUUGCAUUCUGGUUAAUUACUGUUUAUCCUCAGUUAAUUGAGAAUUAUAAGCGAAAAUCUGGAGAUUCGUUAUCUCUUCAUUUUUUAUGUUUAUGGUUAAUUGGAGACAUAUUUUCAUUAAUUGGAUCAGUAUGGGGGAAAUUGAUAUCAGUAAUUAUUGCAGUUCAAGUGUAUUUCUUUUUGGCCGAUUUGGUUUUAAUUCUUCAAAUUUUAUAUUAUAGAAGAAAGCCUGGUCUUCGAUCUAAAGUUCGUUUAUCAACGUUAAAGGGAGCUACGCUUUCUCAAUUCUUUGUUUCGUUAAUUAUUGUUAUAAUUUUUGGAAUAUUGGGAUGGAUUAUUACAGUAUUGAUGGGAGGGAUUAAAAAGCCAAAAAUGGAAGUGGAUGAUCCCACAGGGUUUCUAAUAUUAGGAUAUAUUGGGUCUUUUUUUUAUUUAUUUGCAAGAGUACCGCAAAUUUUAAAAAAUUAUAGAAGCAAAUCUACAGAUGGGUUAUCUCCAUUAUUUUUUGCAUAUACGGUAUUGGGAAAUUUAACAUAUUUAGUCAGUAUUUUGUUGAUAGAUACCUCACGAAAAUAUAUUUUAAUUAAUCUUCCAUGGUUAUUAUCAAGUUUCGGUACUUUAUUUAUGGAUUUUUUGGUAGGAUUAUUUUUAUAG
Pneumocystis carinii B80 is the source of this 723-nucleotide messenger RNA. RefSeq lists its product as hypothetical. Gene Ontology annotation, cellular component: fungal-type vacuole membrane. The coding region runs from base 1 to 723 and encodes 240 amino acids. The transcript has 8 exons. NCBI's taxonomy places the organism in Eukaryota, Fungi, Ascomycota, Pneumocystomycetes, Pneumocystales, Pneumocystaceae. Gene Ontology annotation, biological process: basic amino acid transmembrane export from vacuole. The record is from RefSeq and is a predicted model, not a curated record.